AUGAAUCCUUACAGUUUUCGAGGAUGGCACAUACCCACAGCCUACUCGGACUCCGUCACCUGCGACAGGAAUUACUCCAGCGUGUACCCGGCUCCGUGGACUUCUGGCUAUUUCACGCCAGCUUCAGUCUAUCCAUUCCCAGGGGAGGAUAUCUCUGGCAAGCCACCUCACGCAGGCAACUGGAAGUUAAACCCUCUCAGUUCCACGGAUGGGUCACAUGGGUCCAGGGAUCCCAACCUCAGGAAGCCUGGCUAUGAAAGUCCCUUUUACAACAGUUCAGCAACAAGGACUGAGUUCGAGCUCACUAGCAAAGAUGAUCUUCAGCGAUCAUGCUGUGCCGUCUCCGGCACGUGUAGCAACCGCCAAAAACAGAAGUGCGCGGACAGUUCUUGGAGAAGUUGUGACAUGUCUACGUUUGACUUCAACAUUUCUUCUUGUUUGUCACCGUUCCAAGGUCUGUGUCAGAGGGAUAUGCCCCAAUCAAUGCACCUACCGUCUUUAUCUCUCCCCACAACAACAGUUACGUUAAAGAAGAGGCGCCGCCCAUAUUCCAAGCAACAAAUCGCCGAGCUGGAGCGGGAAUACUCAAGCUCCACCUACAUCUCUAAGUCCAGGCGGUGGGAGUUAUCUCAAAUAAUUAACUUAUCAGAACGCCAGAUUAAAAUCUGGUUUCAAAAUCGACGAAUCAAAGCAAAGAAGACGCAAAAGAGGGAAGUGACAACGCCGUAUUCUCCUCCGCCCACUAAAUUUGUUAGUUUACCACACCCUCCGCCCUUCCCAGGAAUGAUGCAGACCGCGAUCCCUGUUUCCUGA
Messenger RNA from Candidula unifasciata, 813 nucleotides. The record is from the annotation of a GenBank genome assembly. NCBI's taxonomy places the organism in Eukaryota, Metazoa, Mollusca, Gastropoda, Stylommatophora, Geomitridae.